Acanthamoeba castellanii str. Neff is the source of this 1506-nucleotide messenger RNA. RefSeq names its product Fbox domain containing protein. The transcript has 14 exons. Lineage: Eukaryota; Discosea; Longamoebia; Acanthamoebidae. The record is from RefSeq and is a predicted model, not a curated record. Gene Ontology annotation, molecular function: protein binding. The coding region runs from base 1 to 1506 and encodes 501 amino acids.
AUGCAAGAGCACAAGGCGAGCCUCACGUCAAAGAAGAGCAAGAAGAAGGACAGGGAAGAGAGCACUACCGGCGACAGUGGGGUUGCCGGGAGCGAGAAAAAGAGCAAGGCCAAGAGCAAGAGCAAGAGCACCGACGGCAAGCCCCACAAAAGAGAGAAGGAAAAGAAGAAGGACAAAAGAGAGAAGACGACGACGGCGACGACGGAGGACAAGGUGAAGAGCCCGCGUGGCGAGAAAGCGAAGCACAAGAAAAAGAAGAAGAAAGAAAAGGAGGAGAAGGGCACCGUCGAAGAGGAGAAGGAUAAGGCGGCGAGGAAGAAGAAGCGGAAGGAGGCCAAGGAGCGACGGAAGAGGGGACACGCAUUCCUCCUUACCGAUCUGCCCGUCGAAAUCCAGCUGCUCGUCAUGACCUUCCUCACCGCGCCUGGCCUCUGCGCCGCAUCUCUCGUUUGCAAAGAGUGGUACCGCUUGACGAUAGACGAUCACAUCUGGGGCCGCUUGUUCGCUUCCAAGUACCACAAAGCGUACCGGGAGAAGCUCGAAGCCCGAGCACACGCCGACGCUGAAGCCGGCGCGCCGCUCGCGCAGCCUAAGUGGAAAGAAUGCUACGCACAACGUGAGGCCAAAGAUGAGAACUGGAGGAAGGGAAAUUGCAAGGUGUCUGCGAUUCAACUCACAGACAUCGUCUAUUGCCUCAAUUUCAACGAAGACAUAAUCGUGGCUGCGCUGCGUGAUGAUAUUGUCCGUGUGAUCGACAUCAACACCGGAAAGACAACCAAGCUGCUUCGCGGCCACAGGGGCUUUGUCGGAACGUGUGAUUUCGAUGACCGAAUAAUCUGCUCCGGCUCCUGGGACAAAACGAUCAAAGUGUGGGAUCUGGAAACGGCUCGACUCCUCAAGAAUAUCGACGCGCACCAAUCUGAGGUGGUGGUGAUCAAGUUUAAGGACAACACUCUCGUAUCAGGCUCCGCGGACAUCUCCAUGAAGAUAUGGGAUUUGGAGACGGGCAUCAGCACCGCCACUUUGCGAGGCCACACCAAAGACGUCUGCACGCUCCAGUUCGACGAGACCAAGAUCGUCUCGGGCUCCAAGGAUGGCGCUAUCAAGGUGUUGUGGGACAUGCGAUCGCAACAAUGCGAGAACACCUUCAUCGAGCACACCGACGGCGUAUGGUCCAUACAGUACGAAGACAACGAACUCGUCUCCGCGUCGAGAGACACCACGGUGAAGGUGUGGGACAUGAGGGCAGGGCAUACGGACAAAGUGCUUUCGAUGAUGUUCGACGAGUCCAAGAUCGUGACGGGCGCAGAGGACUUCACAAUCAGAGUAUGGGACAGGCACACUGGUGAUGCCUACGGCGUGCUGCCGAUUGGUCACAAGGGCAAGGUGUGGACGCUCAAGUUCCACGAUGCGGUGAUGGUCUCGGGCUCACACGACAUGACGAUCCGCAUCACCCGCUUCGACAGGAAGCCCACGCCACUAGCUGCCUACGCCAUCAAGAAGUAG